GACAGAGCGACGCUUCCGCGGGCAAAGCCGUGUUCUGUCUCGUCUUUCGUGUGUAUAGAAUAACUCACACGCAAAGGUGCGCGCGAGUGUCCAAGCAUAUACACAAGGACGUAGACUCGUACCUGUGGACAACGUGCGUGCACACGCGUGUACGAAAGCGAAAAAGCGAUCCGUGGUGGCGCAAGCGCAAAAGCAGAAGCUUUUUCGAGCGAGCCAGCCGGAGGAGAGACGGUGGUGCCGAUGAUCAGAUACAUCGGAUUCAGUGGCGGCAAGGGCGUACAGAGCAAGUCGAGUAACAGCUUCCCACCAGUCAGUCACUCACGAUCAGCUAGUCAGUCACGGCAGUCACGCGCCGACCGUGUCAGACGCACGCUGGUCUGUUGGUUCACGUGGAAAGAGGCCGGUGAACAGCGAGAUAUAAGCGGGUGAGGAAAGAAUUCAGUGCGAACGUCGCUAAUUGGAAAUCGUGCGACUGUAAUCGGACUUGCUGCAGGCGGUAUAUAAUACGGGCACGAUAUAUUGCCACGCAGGCGCGAUGCAACGUUUCAUGAACCUUGUCGAGAUUCGGUGUCGAUGAUUACAUUCGAUACGGAGAACCGGCGAAUGGAACGCAAGAGGCAACACGCGCGUAUAUUCUGAGCGAAUCUUAUCGGUGUCAAAGACGAUCGAGAACGAUCGCCGCCUUUAGUUUUACCGGUGGUCCUUGCGUAAAGUCGCGGUAAUCUGGGAUAAUCGUGGCCGUGUCAGAUGCGCAUACCGGCGUCGUUGCACCGCAAGGAAAGAGACGACAACGGAUACGGGGCUCAUAGGUUAAGAGAGUUAGUGAGGUGCGGAGGUGCGUGGAAGAGUGCGCCGGUUAAAACCGUGACAGAGGGAAGAAGAGAGAGAGAAGAGUGCCAAGCACGGUACGGCUCGCUCGCCUCGCUCUUUCGUGUCCCUCUCGUCUCGAAACUCGUCGCUCGUUGGUACCGCCUUAUAAAACGCGCGCACAGUAACACGGAACGUGCGACGACGACGACGACGAGAACGGGAAAGAAUAGCGGCGGGGGACAGACAGAGAGUUAGAGUCGUAUGAACUCUCCGUGCACUCGGUAAAACAGAGAAAUAAAUAGUGAUAGUGCAAAAAAGCGACGAACAGAGAAAAAGAGUGCGCGGCAAGGAAGAAGAAAGAAAGAGUAAGAUAAAUAGCAGAUCUCCGUGUGUGUGGAGCUGGUCGAAAGAAAGAAAGAGAGAAAGAAUAACGAACCUGCGUGUGUACCUUAGCCUAUUAAGCCGUCGGAUGCGCUCGUUCAACGUGUCUCGAACAGUGCACGAUACCUCGUCGCGUUAUCUGUAGUAAAUAUUGCGGCUAGCACACGGCCUCUGUGGGUCCGCCGCUGAUUGUUCUAAUCAUUAUCGCACACGUUCACGACCUGUGUACGCGUACUAUCGUCGUGUUCGUCGUUGCCGUCGACUUUUUCGUCAUCACAAACGUCGUUGUGGUAUCCGUUGUGUCACCAUAACGUUAUUGUUAUUGUUCACGAACGAUCUCUUUGUAUCGUCGGUGUGCCUUCGCGCGAUAGAGGUUCGAAAAAGAAUCGGGAAAGGUGGUGUGAGACAACACGCAGUGCAGUAGAGAGUGCAGAAAGUUUUGUGCAGUGAACGUUCGUUAAUAGACCAGUGCCACGGCUCCGAAGAAUAUCAGAGAAAGGGCACACGCGUGCAGAGGAGGGUAGAACGAGACAGACAGCUCGUGGAGCACGCGAAGUGAAAAAGAGAUAGAAAUAGAAAAUACGAGAAAGAGAAACGUACCGGUGAAAAAGAGACAAGGGAAAACGCGCUAUAUGCGUUGAAGCACCCGUGUCCGAGUGCCAACAACGAGACAGCGAAUUGGACAUACGCGAGUGCAAGCGUGACAUAUAGAGAGAAAGAGAGAGAAAGAGAAAGAGAGAGAGAGAGAGAGAGAGAGAAAGAGCGAGCGAGAGAGAGAGAUAGAGAGAGAGAGAGAUUCGAAAAGACAUCGCGAAACUUUUCGAAAAUUAGCGAAGAUGCAUUUUCACGGUAGUUUAUUAUCGAUUUUGCUUAUCGUCGUUUCUUGCCCUCUGACUGUUCGUGCACGCAGGGUCGCGCCCUUGAUCGAGGAGGACUGGGCUAGGAGACCUCAUCGCGCCGCCGAAUGUACGUUCGGCAAGCAGAUACGGGAACUGGGCACCACUUGGUUCGCGGAUUUGGGCCCGCCCUUCGGAGUCAUGUACUGCAUCAAAUGCGAAUGCAUUCCGGUGCAGAAGAAACGGCGAAUCGUUGCGAGGGUCCACUGCCGUAACAUCAAGAACGAAUGUCCAGAACUCACAUGCAAGGAGCCAGUUCUUCUUCCAGGUCGAUGCUGCAAAUCUUGUCCAGGAGAUUUCAGUAUUGACAUAGUGCAGGAUUUGCCAGCACAGUUGACUUCCGAGGAAGAAGAGCGAAGUCUAAAACAUUUUGGGACUCUCCUAACCGGUAAAACAUCCCAGGCAAUACGUCGCGAUGAACCUACUCCAACGUCGAUGUACAAUAGUGCCUACAACUAUCUUGCAACAGGCCGUUUCACUUUUCACCGCAAAAAUUUAUACUAUUCCUUCUACUUGUCAACAUCAACUCCUCGCCCGAAAAACAUACAAUUUGUUGAUGGAUCAGGAAGCAUUCUCGAAGAGCAGACAAUUGAUCCCAUUGGUGGGGUAUAUCAAAAUGCAACAGGGAAACUGUGCGGUGUAUGGAGGAGGGUUCCUCGAGAUUAUCGAAAGCUGCUCCGCGAGGAGCGCCUGCAUGUAUCUUUUAUAUGGGAACCGUCGGCCACCUUGACUGGACAGUUGUCCCGUUAUCGUGCUCUGCCCACGGAACAGUAUUCCUCCUUACUGGAACCCACAAUGGGUGUGGAUCGUUCAUUGAUGUCAGGUGCAGGUGCCACCGCUAUAGUCUCAGCAUCGUCAGCAUCAGCACCAUCUAUUCACGUGUCUCUGGUAUUCAACGGCGUCUUCUUGCCUAAUGAUGUUUCUGAAGUUCCCUUGAUAGUUCAGCUAGAACACAUGGAAAAGGAUUAUGUGGUUCUGCGAGAAGAAAUUAUAGUAAAGAAACCAUCAAACGAAUUAAAUUUCGGGGAAGUACGAAGCGCACUUUCUGGGGCGGAUCUUCGUUUGCUGACACGCGGAAAACUCUCUAUUAGUAUAAUGUCUAGAAAAGAUCCCCAGGCUCUUCGAUUGGCUGGCGUAGUGGGUCCACGUGUUAACUGUGAAAUGUAUCAGACAUUGCUUCUCUCAGAAACACCCUCGGCGGCUUCUGGGCUAGCUUGGGCAUUCUUGGACCGUGCUGGUUCAUUGCGUUAUGGCGUUCAGUUGCUUGGACUAGAAGAUGAAAGCCCUUUGGUAACUCUAGUAGACGAGGGAGGCAAACGCCGUACUGAAUUGGAAGACUUAACGCCUUCUUUGAUCGAUGGUCUAGCCAAUGGAUCCUUGGAACGUCCUGGACCGCGUUUUCUCGAACCUUUGUUCAACGGAGAACUCGCAGUCGUUGCUGCUUCACACGUUGGCUCCAUGUUACGCGGUAGACUGUUGCAAAGGCCAGUGGCUGACGCUAGAGACACUGCCGCACCUGUUCUGCUUAGAAGAUUGUCUCAGGAACCUGUACAGCCUGGUCCAGUUGGCCUUGUCUGGAUUGCUGUAGAUUUAGAUUGUUCUCUUCAUUACGAGCUUGAAAUUGCUGGUUUCCCGCAGAUGUCUUCCACAAAUAAUCAAGAACAACGUACCUUCCGACUUUAUUUAGAAACUAUGCCCUUAUUAGCUCAAGGAGCACCCGUAGCUAGAAGAUUAUUGGAAGAGUUUACUGGAUACGUAUUGGAAGGUUCCGUCACUGGACUUUCGCCAGUGGAACUGUACAGAAUUGAAUCUGGUAUUGGUUUCCUGGAAGUGACCGAUAAACAAGCUGAAAGGAUUCUGAAGGCUCCGUUUAAGGCCAGAGCACCGCUCAGUUGUCUUCCUCACUAUGCAGAUAACGACGUUGCCUCGGUAGUUGCGUAUAAUCUUCAGCCGCCUCGGUCGGAUAUUGAAACUGGUGCAUGUUUCCAUGAGACUAGAUUCUAUGAAGAAGGUACACAAUGGACUUCCAGCACAGAUCCGUGUUCCAUGUGCCAUUGUUAUCGUGGAUUAGCGCAGUGCGACCCAGUACCUUGUCCAGCUCUCACCUGUGCCCAAGGCAAGCAACUAAAGCCAGCUUCUGGUCACUGUUGUCCCAUUUGUUCAGGUCCUGGGAUCAACAUGAAUGGGACGGGGAAAGAUAUCACUCCGGUGACGAGAGGCUGUACACUGGCUGGCCAGUUCCAUCUCCCAGGAGCAUCAUGGCAUCCCUAUUUACCCCCAGUAGGAUUCGAUACUUGCGCCGUUUGCACUUGUGACCUCGUCACGCUGGAGGUGAAGUGUCCACGGGUGCAGUGUCCGCCAUUGGACUGCGACGAGAAGAUCGCCUUCAGACCCAGCAAGAAGGCUUGUUGCAGACAAUGUCCGGCGACGACGCCCAGCACGGCAAAUGUGGGAGUUGGGGGCGACACAACGCGUUUACCACGGGACCAGGCGGCGCCAUCCACCAGGCGCACUGCUGAGGAGAUAUUGGCUUCCGGUGGCUGCAAAUAUCCCCUUGGUGGUCCCUAUGAGAACGGGAUGGAGUGGCAUCCACGAGUCCACUCGCACGGAGAAAUGAAGUGUGUGAAGUGCAGAUGCAAGAAUGGCGAGGUCAGGUGCGACAGGAAACGGUGUCCACGAGCGCUCUGCAACACGAUCGCGCACCAAAUGAAACGUGGCGAGUACGUGGCAGAUGGCGAUGACUGUUGCACGGUCCAGUGUCGCCGGGCGAGGCGUCAUCAUCGCAACAAUCAUCAUGCAGCCCGACAUUCCGUGACGCCACGCGAACUCAGCUGAGUAGAUCCAACCGCUGCUACAAAGCUUUCUUCGAACAGUGUUCUGGUCCAUGGAAGCAUUUCUGGGCCUUGUUUCUCUUUGUAGUCAUCGGAUUCAUAAUUAGCCAUGCUGUAGUCGUUAUCAUCACUACUUUUAAUUCCAAAGCGACUCCAGAGCGACCGUGGAGCUAUCAAGUGACGGGAGUAAAUUGAUAUCGCAGCAUCCUAGAUUCAAAAGGAAAAGCUCAUGUCAAGGAUUUUAUAAGUGGUUCUUGGAACCUGCAGCAUCAUUAGUAGAUAGGUUUAGAGAUACGUUCAAAAUAUUGGCCUUCUUUUUUAGGAUUUGUGAACGACGUAAAAUUACAUGGAAGCAACGUUAUUAGGUUAAGAGCAGUAGGUGAGACGAUCUGAGAUUCGAUUUACAUGGAUGGACAGGAUUAAACGAGGCCAGGACAGACGAAAUAAAAAGAACAUAGAAGCACCUCGGUGGGUAUGUUGAAGUUGGUCAAUUUGGUUGGUUAUAGAUAAAUUGUGUGCAAACUGCAUUAUUCCUCCGUAUGGUAACAAAUAACAUUUCUACAGAAAUUAUAUUGAAUACUCGUGUUAAAGAGAUAUUCUAUGAGAGAGGGGGAGAGAGAGGGGGGGAGAGAGAGAGAGAGAG
Molecule: messenger RNA, 5561 nt
Organism: Eufriesea mexicana
Lineage: Eukaryota; Metazoa; Arthropoda; Insecta; Hymenoptera; Apidae
Gene: sog
Product: chordin short gastrulation
Exons: 8
Coding region: 2028-4922 (964 amino acids)
Biological process (GO): multicellular organism development; dorsal/ventral pattern formation; negative regulation of BMP signaling pathway
Molecular function (GO): BMP binding
Source: RefSeq, a predicted model, not a curated record